This is a messenger RNA of Meloidogyne enterolobii, 283 nucleotides long. Lineage: Eukaryota; Metazoa; Nematoda; Chromadorea; Rhabditida; Meloidogynidae. The record is from the annotation of a GenBank genome assembly.
AUGACGGGAACUUCUUCAGAACAAAACGAAUUAACUGGCACGAUAGGCAAUGAUGAUUUUACAUCGAGAGAAUUUAGUUCUUGUCAUUGGCAUUUACAAGCACCCCAAGGAAAAUUAAUAGAAUUGGAAGUAGUCAGGCUAGGCUCUCAAACAAGUUGCCACGAAGCUUGUUUUUAUGGGAAUGUUGAGUUUAAAUUGCGUGAUGAUUUUACGAGGACGGGGAUAAGGUAAAGAAAUAAUUGCCUUAAAGGGAUUAAAGUUGGACCUCGUUAUAAGAAACACC